Molecule: messenger RNA, 4184 nt
Organism: Melospiza melodia melodia
Lineage: Eukaryota; Metazoa; Chordata; Aves; Passeriformes; Passerellidae
Product: transcription factor COE4-like
Exons: 15
Coding region: 87-1865 (592 amino acids)
Biological process (GO): regulation of transcription by RNA polymerase II
Molecular function (GO): RNA polymerase II cis-regulatory region sequence-specific DNA binding; DNA-binding transcription factor activity, RNA polymerase II-specific
Source: RefSeq, a predicted model, not a curated record
UUCCCCGGCGGCCGGGACGGCGGCCCCCGGCACCUGCCCGGUGCUGAUCCCGGGGGUGUCCGGGGGUCCCCCUGAGCCCCCCGGUGAUGUUCUCGGUGCAGGAGGCGCUGCCCCGCGGCGGGGUCCCCAUGAAGGAGGAGCCGCUGAGCGCGGGGCUCCCCGCCGGCCGCUGGCUGCAGGGGGGCACCGGCAUCCUGGACGCCAGCACGGCGGCGCAGAGCGGGGUGUCGCUGGCCCGCGCUCACUUCGAGAAGCAGCCCCCGGCCAACCUGCGCAAGUCCAACUUCUUCCACUUCGUGCUGGCCAUGUACGACGGCCAGGGCCAGCCCGUGGAGGUGGAGCGCACCUGCUUCAUCGACUUCGUGGAGAAGGAGCGGGAACAGAACGGGGAGAAAACCAACAACGGGAUCCACUACCGGCUGCAGCUGCUCUACAGCAACGGGCUGCGGACCGAGCAGGAUUUGUAUGUCCGCCUCAUUGACUCCAUGUCCAAGCAGGCCAUCAUUUACGAGGGGCAGGACAAGAACCCCGAGAUGUGCCGGGUGCUGCUGACGCACGAGAUCAUGUGCAGCCGCUGCUGUGACAAGAAGAGCUGCGGGAACCGCAACGAGACCCCCUCGGACCCCGUCAUCAUCGACAGGUUUUUCCUCAAGUUUUUCCUCAAGUGCAACCAGAACUGCCUGAAAAAUGCUGGGAACCCGCGGGACAUGCGGCGCUUCCAGGUGGUGGUGUCCACCACGGUGCACGUGGACGGCCACGUCCUGGCCGUGUCCGACAACAUGUUCGUGCACAACAACUCCAAGCACGGCCGGCGCACCCGGCGCCUCGACCCCUCCGAAGCAGCCACCCCCUGCAUCAAGGCCAUCAGCCCCAGCGAGGGCUGGACCACGGGCGGUGCCACCGUCAUCGUCAUCGGGGACAACUUCUUCGAUGGCCUCCAGGUGCUCUUUGGCACCGUGCUGGUGUGGAGCGAGCUCAUCACCCCCCACGCCAUCCGCGUGCAGACGCCCCCCCGGCACAUCCCGGGGGUCGUGGAGGUGACAUUGUCCUACAAGGCCAAGCACUUCUGCAAGGGCGCCCCGGGACGCUUCGUGUACACCGGAGGUGCUGCUGAAGCGCGCGGCCGACCUGGUGGAGGCGCUCUAUGGGGUCCCCCACAGCAACCAGGACGUGCUGCUGAAGCGGGCGGCCGACGUGGCCGAGGCGCUCUACAGUGUCCCCAGGGCCCCCGCGCACGUCACUGUCCCCUCCUUCGGCGGGGGACAGCUCGGCCUCGCCAUGGGCGACUCCCCACAGGGCUCCGAACAAGGGUUCUCGCGCAGCCCCGGGACGCCCCCGGCGCGGGGGUUCGGCCCCCCGGGCUCGGCCCCCCAGCCCGGCUUUGCCGGGGCCACCGGCGGCUUCGGCGGGGCCACCAUGGCCGGCCUGGGCGUGCCCGGGUCCCCCCCGAGCUUCCUGAACGGCUCCACCGCCACCUCGCCCUACGCCAUCCUGCCCGCCAGUCCCCCGCUGGGCUCCUCAUCUGUCGCUGUCACCUCGGGCGGGGGCACUGCCACCUCUCCCGGUGGCUUCUCCUUCUCCCCGGUGACGAUGAUCUCGGCCGUGAAGCAGAAGAGCGCCUUCGCCCCCGUGCUGCGCCCGCCGGGGUCCCCCCCGCCCGCCUGCGCCAGCGCCCUACAAGACCCAGCUUUCGAGGACUCGGACAAAUUCCAUGCUCCGGCGCGGCCGCUCCAGGGAUUGGCCUAUUCCUAAGGACGGCGUCUCCGGAGGGGCUCCGGAUCCCCCAUCCCGCCGGGACAAGGACUGAGGACAUCCCUGUCCCCUCCCCUCGGAGCUGGGUGGAGCUGCCAGGCCCAGCGGGAUGAGGGGACCCAGCCCCCCGAUGUCCCCACCCUGGGUGGCCCCGGCCUGGCCCAGCUGAGGGGGGACUCGGGGAAAUCCUGGAAUGAGCCAGAAUUCCUGGGUUUGGCCUCGGGAAGAGGUGGAGAGAGCCGGGAAUGGGGCGGAGGAGGGAGAGGGGUGGAGGCGCUGGGAUGGGCGGGAGGGGUGGUCCAGAAUGGGGGGGAUGAUCCAGAAAAGGAUGGAUGAUCCAAAGUGGGAUGGAUGAUCCAAGGUGGGCUGGAAGCUCUGGAAAAGGAUGGAUGAUACAACGUGGGAUGGAUGCUCCGGGAUGAGAUGGAUCAUCCAAGGUGGGAUGGAUGUUCCAAGGUGGAAUGGAAGCUCUGGAAAAAAAUGGAUGAUCCAAGGUGGGAUGGAUGCUCUGGGUUGAGAUGGACACUCCAGGAUGGGAUGGAAGCUCCAGGUCGGGACAGAUGUUCUAAGGUGGGAUGAAUCAUCCAAGGUGGGAUGGAUGCUCUGGAAUGAGAUGGGUGUUCCAAGGUAGGACAGAUGUUCCGAGGUGGGGUAGAUCAUCCAAGGUGGGAUGGAUGCUCUCAGAUGAGAUGGACACUUCGGGAUGGGAUGGAAGCUCUGGAAAGGGAUGGAUGUUCCAAGGUAGGAUGAAAGCUCUGGAAAAGGAUGGAUGAUCCAAGGUAAGAUGGAUGCUCCAGGAUGGGUUGGAUGAUCCAAGGUAGGAUGGAUGAUCCUGGUGGGAUGGAAGCUCCAGGUCAGGAUGGAUCAUCCAAGGUGGGAUGGAUGCUUCAGGUGGGAUGGAUGUUCCAACGGGGAAUGGAUGCUCUGGAAAAGGAUGAUCCAAGGUGGGAUGGAUGCUCCAGGAUGGAUUGGAUGAUCCAAGGUGGGCUGGAUGCUCUGGGAUGAGAUGGAUGCUCCAGAUUGGGAUGCAUGAUCCAAGACGGGAUGGAUCAUCCAAGGUGGGAUGAAUAUUCCGAGGUGGGAUGGAAGCUGUGGAAAAGGAUGGAUGGUCCAAGGUAAAAUGGAUAUCCAGGUUGGAAUGGAAACUCCAGGAUGGGUUGGAUGAUCCUGGUGGGAUGGAUGAUCCAAGAUGGGAUGGAAGCUCUGGAAAAGGAUGGAUGAUCCAAGGUGGGAUGGACUCUCUGGGAUGAGAUGGAUGCUCCAGGUUGGGAUGCAUGAUCCAAGGCAGGAUGGAUGAUCCAGGUGGGAUGGAUGUUCCAACAUGGGAUGGAUACUCCAGAAAAGGAGGCUCCAGGUGGGAUGGAAGCUUAAGGAUGGGUUGGAUGUUCCAAGGUGGGAUGGAUGAUCCGAGUGAGGUGGAUGAUCCAGGAUGGGAUGGAUGCUUCAGGAUGGAAGGGAUGUUCAAGGUGGGAUGGAGGAUCCAAGUGGAAUAGAUGUUCCAAUGAUGGGUGGAUGCUCCAGAAAAGGAUAAUCCAAGGUGGGAUGGAUGCUUCAGGUUUGAAGGGAUGUUCUAGGUGGGAUGGAUGAUCCAAGGUGGGAUGGAAGCUCUGGAAAAGGAUGGAUGAUCCAAAGUGGGAUGGAUGCCCUGGAAUAGGGUGAAUAUUGAGGAUUAGAGGGAUGAUCCAAGAGAAGAUGGAUGCUCCUGGGCAGGGGGGGAUGAUCUGGGGUGGGAUGGAUGGAUGGAUGGAUGGAUGGAUGGAUGGAUGGAUGGAUGGAUGGAUGGAUGGAUGGAUGGAUGGAUAGAUGGAUGGAUGGAUGGAUCCUCCAAGCCAGGAGGGCUGAUGUGGGACAGGAUGGACGCUCCCAGGACAGAUGGAUGCUCCAAGGUGGGAUGGAUGCUCCGGGUGGGAAUAUCCUGGAUCCCCCAGGACGGGAUGGAUGCUCCGGUGGGACCCGGCUCCUCCUGCCUUUCCCGGCUCUCUCCCCACUCCAAUCCAGAGCCUCACCCACAAUUCCAGAAUCCGAUCCCGGAUCUCCGCCUGUCCAGGAUCAGGAUCCUGAUGCCACCCGGGGCAUGGGGACACCGCUGUCCCCUGCCAUUAAUUAUUGCCAUUAUUAUCGAUAUUAAUUAUCAGAACUAUUUUGACCACGGGGAGGGGGGAGGUCCCUGGGUGUCCCUGGGUGUCCCUGUCCCCUCCCCCAGCCGGGAAUUUUGUACAUAAAACGGGAAGAAUUCCCAACAUUCCCCCUUUUUCCCCGCUCGGGGGUGGCUCGUGUCCCUCCCCUCCGUGUCUGUCCCCUCUCGGUGUCACCGCGUGUCCCCUCCACGCCGGGCUGGGGGGUGACCCUUGGGGACAAUGUUCCCCCCACUCGCGGAGGUGGCGUAGGGCAUGGCCGGGGGCCCGAAUGGGAAUUAAAGACCUCGUGGAAAA